AUGAUCCAACUAAAGACAUUACUAAACUGCAUCGACAACUCCGGCGCCUCAGUCGUCGAGUGCGUCAACGUCCUCAAGAAGAAGCGGCCAGCGACAAUCGGUGACCGGAUAGUCGUCGUCGUCCAGAAGCAAAGGGCCGCUGGUUCCGACGGUAGCUCCACCUCUCUCGCGAACAAAGUCCGCCGCGGUGAUAUCCGACAUGCCGUCGUGGUGCGCGUGAAGAAGGAACUGCAACGGGAGGAUGGCACGGUCGUGCGCUUUGGUGACAAUGCCUGUGUUCUGGUGAACAAGUCUGGCGAUCCCAUCGGAACGAGAAUGAACGGAGUCGUGGGUCAGGAACUGCGCGGCAAGCAGUGGUCCAAGAUCUUGUCGUUGGCGCCCGUGCACGUGUAA
Messenger RNA from Penicillium cinerascens, 393 nucleotides. Its product is annotated as mitochondrial 54S ribosomal protein uL14m. Gene Ontology annotation, molecular function: structural constituent of ribosome; large ribosomal subunit rRNA binding. NCBI's taxonomy places the organism in Eukaryota, Fungi, Ascomycota, Eurotiomycetes, Eurotiales, Aspergillaceae. The record is from RefSeq and is a predicted model, not a curated record. Gene Ontology annotation, cellular component: mitochondrial large ribosomal subunit; ribosome. Gene Ontology annotation, biological process: translation. The coding region runs from base 1 to 393 and encodes 130 amino acids. The transcript has 4 exons.